Molecule: messenger RNA, 1152 nt
Organism: Neoarius graeffei (lesser salmon catfish)
Lineage: Eukaryota; Metazoa; Chordata; Actinopteri; Siluriformes; Ariidae
Exons: 10
Coding region: 1-1152 (383 amino acids)
Source: RefSeq, a predicted model, not a curated record
AUGAAGGAUCUGCUUGAAAACGGAAUUCAAGGGAAGAUGGUUGUCAUGCGCUGUGUUGUAUGUGAUGCGCCUGCCAAGGCAAUGGUCAAAGCAACAAAACUGUGCACAGGAUACUAUGGAUGUGACAAAUGUGUACAGAAAGGGACAUGGGAAGACGGCCGUGUAACAUACCCUGAUGUCCAAAGCACCCUGCGAACCAAUGACCUGUUCAGAAGAGAGAUGGCUGUCAAGGAAACUGAGGGCUAUACAGUGUCCCCAUUCCUGCAACUUCCCAUUGAUAUGAUCAAAAUGUUUCCCAUUGAUUACAUGCACCAAGCUUGUUUAGGUGUCAUGAGGAAACUGUUGGUGGAAUGGGCGAGGGGAAGCAGGAAGGAUGAUGUGAACACUUUUGCAAUAAGGCAGUGUAAGCGCCCAAGAAGGUUUGUCUCCGAAUCCUCUGAUGAUGAUGAUUCUGCUCCAGUGGUAGCAGCAACCAAGAAGCAACCCAAGACUCUGACUGUGCCUGGAAGCCCUGUGUGUCGGCAGGACCCAAUGCCCCUACCACCACAAUGGUCAACACCAGCCGGGACUGGAGCCAGUCCUCACCACCCUAGCCCAAGUCCUGUUGACCCUGUUCAAGCCAGCAGCCGGGCGCUUCAUGACGGACAGGGUGUUUCGGCUGUCGCAGCCAUGUUUGAGAGAAUCACAGAGGCCCACAUGAGUCGCUUGAUGCGGAGGAUCGAGGCUAGGUUUGACAAGAUCGAGUCAUUGGUGGAGACCAAUGCCCCGACACACACGCCUCAACUCCAGCAAGAAGAUGUGGUGUUGGCUAAACCAUGCAGCACGGUGAUGGAGCUGCUGGAGUUGGAUAGGAGUCUGGAACAACCAGACAAGAGGAACAAGAUGCAACAUUUUCUUGAAACUGUCGGAGGGGCAGGUUUAGGGGCAGCCAUUCGCCGUAUGCUACGCCGAGUGGCAAAUAAUAAGGUACUCGCCCAGUACAGCUUGCGGGGCAGACAGGCCAAAAUGUCCUUUGAUGACCUCAUUCUGUGCAAGAUUAUAAAGGCUGCAUGUGUCAAAAAAUUUCCCGGCCAUACGGAAGCUGAAGUGGAGGAAUUGCCUUGGAUCAGCUGGUCAGCAGCAAUGGAUGGACAAUUGAAUUGUGAACAGUGA